Kickxella alabastrina is the source of this 1347-nucleotide messenger RNA. RefSeq lists its product as uncharacterized. The transcript has a single exon. NCBI's taxonomy places the organism in Eukaryota, Fungi, Kickxellomycota, Kickxellomycetes, Kickxellales, Kickxellaceae. Bases 80 to 1336 code for a protein of 418 amino acids. The record is from RefSeq and is a predicted model, not a curated record.
CAUACUUUGUGCCCUAUUUAUAAAGCACUCAUCUCUCAUCUCUCGCUUUUUAAUUUUUUACUCUAGUUCUUCAGGCAACAUGAGCCGAGGGAGAAGGCACACUCUCUUAGCUUAUAAAUGCUGGACUAACGAAUCAACCGGCGCUUUUCUCGAGUGGUUUGUCAAUGACGAGAACAGAUGUAAAUGGGAGAUGGUCCGCAAGUUCAAAUCAACGUCUCCCCAGGCCCAAGUUGUCUUCAACAUGAUCCGCGAGAGCAACGAGCUCUUGAGCGAGUACACUAACCAGUCCCUGUAUCUCAGACAAAUCGCACUCAAGACAAUCUUUAAAAACCACACUGCUAGUCUGACCACUGGCGUGCUCUUCGUGGCCAAGAACGUCAAUGUGAGAAUCGAGGAGCUAGUGAUGGCGUUUGGCAGCAUUAAUCAAGAUGGUGCUAUUAAUGCUGCUAAUUCUGCCAAUGUUGCUGUGAUGCAGCCGCUUAUAGUGUCAGCUCAGGAAGCGCCAGUCGUGAUUGAAAUCAGCAGUGACGAUAGCGACAGUGAUGCCAGAAGAGCAACUCAAGCGGGUCAGACACCGAGAAACAAUGCCAAGAGUGCCGCGCAGCGAGUCAAGCUGAAUAAGAAACGCAAAAAAGGCCGCAAAACCAAGAAGCGCGCUACGCCGUCUGGCUCGGACAACAGGGAAGUUAGCCCCCAUGAGAAUAGGAACAUCUCAUCAGAGCUGUUUAAUCCUAGUAACGCGUCAGAUACACUUUACUCCCCGUCCAAUUUCCCAUCUAGCUGUCCUUUUGACUAUUCGAGCCCACCAGUCAGCAGGCGUCAGAGCGUCUCUGAGUAUCUCGAGUUUACGCCGCAAUCAAUGUCGCCCGCAAGCCGCAACAGUGCAAGCAAUUUCGACACCCAAUUCGAACCAAGCGCUUCGCCAUUUUUGCACGCAAAAUACCCGGCGCUGAAUCCGACACAGUUCAAUAUGGAUAAUACCAACUUAAGCGAGAUUAUCCACACGCCUUUGUCGCCCUCGCUACCACCAGCCGUUGUUUCAUUAGCCGCGUCACAGCAUCUUACUGCAACUCCACCACCGCCAAUGCUACUUCAAAACAACGUGUCAAGCAACAAUUGGCAGAGCAUGCCAAGCACAGCUGUGGAAUCCAGGAGUAUGGAUCAUAUCUGCUCGGCUAUUGAAUACAUGCGCGACAACUUGGACCGCCUGAUGGAGAAAAUGGGCCAUAUCUCUACCGGUCCAACGCCUUUACCCACUAUUUCCAGGCGUAUUAAAGUCACUCAGCCGGUGGACAAGUCUCGCAAGAAACAAAAGAAGAAGCGUAGGAUCGAGUAAGCAAAAAAGAG